Messenger RNA from Spirodela intermedia, 2526 nucleotides. Lineage: Eukaryota; Viridiplantae; Streptophyta; Magnoliopsida; Alismatales; Araceae. The record is from the annotation of a GenBank genome assembly.
AUGCCGAGCCCCACAUUGCCGCCGCCGUACAAGUGGCCUCCUAUCGUGUUCAAUCCAGAAGGUAUCCGGGAGCUUUCUUGCGCUAGGGCAUCGCAGAACGCCCUGUGGGUGAUGAAGCUGUCCCGCCUGGAAGAAUACAAACAAUGGAAGGUCAGUCGAGCCAGAUAUCGCAACGUUUUCUAGGAUAAGAAUGAUUUGGUCGCUGUUCACAGGCACUUCGUUGACUUUUUGCCGAACGGAGACUUCAAACGAUCAGACCCAAGUGCUCUCAUCCAUAGUGACAAUCUUUUCCGAGUAUCAAGAACUAUCAAGUGUCAUCGGGUAACGGCGAGCAAGAGGGAGAGACCACCACUGAGCUGGUUCUAAGGAAAAGCCGGGAACGACUCACCGGUGGUUUCAAGCACAGAAUGGGGUUUCCCCCUCUAUGUCAGUUGGCUUGCCAGUGGCGCAACUGAUACUUCCGAGGGUUUUUUCCCCCUUGGAUCAGUUGCGCCACUAGCAAGCCAUUAACGUAGAAAUAUCAUCCAUAAAAUGAAAGAAAAAACAGAACGAGCUGGGGGAAUGAAUGCCGGUGAAAGAAAAGCUUGCCAAAAUCAUGUAAACUACCCAUCCGGGGGAAGCUGCCGCCAUAGAUAUCAAAGCCCAGCAAGAACUGGUGAUACCCUAUCUAUGUCUGGUCAAGAAUAUUGGCUUUCCCACGGUCUUCUCUCCUCGAUUGUUGAAGAGAGAAGGAAGCUCCAUGUAGACGGAAGAGGCAGAUAUUAGGAGUAGCCUCCAUAUUUUUCAUAGUUUUUCGUGCAAGUGUGGACAGGCCAUAUCUGCAGGGACCGAGCGACCUGCACGUUGCAGGGCUGGCUAACCAGAAGAAACAAGAUUUGCUGAAAUCUUGGGCAAAUGGCAGCACGUGAAUAGAGAGACAUUAAGGGCCGGGGGGUGGGCGAAGGCGAGGGGAGCUAGGCGUUGAUUCCAACGUUGAAAAGAUGACUGCCUUUUUUUCGAAAUUUGUAAAAUCCGUAGGCUAUAUACACUUGAAAGGCGAACUCACGGGAGUGCAGUUCCACGGGCUUACUGAACCUCGUUUUCUCUCUCUGACUCCUCUCAUAAGAUCGAGGGUUUCCCUACCCUCUGCCACCACGGAGUCCAACAAUAACAAACCUAACCCUAACCCUCAGUAUGCCACGAAAGGAAACAAACACCCGGUUAUCACCAAAACUCACGAACUCGUAGGGGGGAUGACAAAACCGCGAUUGACAGUAAUGGGCUAGGGAGAGAGAGAGGAUCCAUACCGAGAGAAGAGGGUACCGCAGUCGCAGCGGUACUCCCUGGUGCCGCAGGUCUUGGAGUGGGCCUUCCAGUCGGACUGCACGGCGUAGCGCUUGGAGCACUUCUCGCACUUCCACUUCUUCUCCCCGUGCUUCCUCAAGUAGUGCUUCUUGAUGCCGGUGAGGUCACCGAGGGCGCGGGACGGGUCGUGGUGGACGCAGGUGGGUUCUGGGCAGAGGUAGACCCGCUUCUUCACCUCCUUUGUACUCUUCUGCCGCAGCUUCCAGGGAAGGUUGUGGCCUCUCCGAUGCAACUGCAGAUUCUGCUCCCUCUGGAAGCCCUUGUUACACACUUCGCAUAUGAAUCUGUUCGUCGCCAUCAGAGUCUUGGGCGACAAAGCUAUCACCUCCGCGUCCGGAUCUGUGGAUGAUUCUUCAGCGUGAGUUUUUUGAGAUCGAUAUUGAAAUUCACCGGUAAAUAAUGCAGGAGAACAAUCCAGAUACAAUGGAGAGAAGAGAUGGAAGAGAGAAAAACAUCUGAUGGGUUGGAGGAGGGAUUUUCUCCAUGUACUUGUGAAAUAAGAUUGAAACACGAACAAGAAUAAUUUAGAUGGAGUGACGAGAAGAGAUAGAAGAGAUAUGGUUUCUAUAAGUCUAAUAAAAGACGAACUUUUUCCAACUAAGCCGUGAAAUAAGAGAGAAACAUGAAGUCCGUACAGUUUAAAUAAGAAGAAAAAACUCAACAGGACUCAACAGGAGGAAGAAUUCAAUUGUCUUGGGUUCACCUGAGUUGAUUUGGAAUGAUACUAGAAUAAAAUAGAUGGCGGCCAUCAUCAACACAAGAAGAUAUUGGAAACUCGCUUGGAUUUGGGGCAAUCGAAGAUGGGAUCAUUUGAUGAGUGUAAGAGAGAUAAGAAGAAUGAAAGUACGAAAAAAAAAUCCUUUGAGGAGGGCCGUUGCUCCAACUCCAAUGAUAGAGAUUGUGGGCCUUUUCUUUUAAUCAGAGAUUUGAAGGCCUGAGAAGAAAACCAUGGAAUGAAAUGGAUUUGAGAAAACCACUCAUGCAGCCACACGUAGAGAUAUCUUCCUUCCGACGAAAUUACUUUGGAAUCAAGAGGAGCGAGACAUGACUAAGUAUGACGAGCUGGUGUGUAGAUACUUGCUUGGUGUUCCAGGAAGAUUUCUCUUUUUCUUCUGGGGGGCUGUCGGCGGAGCAGCUGCAGAAGAAGGUGGUGUUGAUGAAGACUGCUGCUGCUUCAUCUGA